AUGUCAGAGAGUAUCGGAAAGGAAAUAAAGUACAACGUGGAUGUAGGGCCCCAGGUGCAGGACGUCUUAUUCAGCCUGCAAGGGGAGACAGCGCCGCCGGUUCCGGCGGGCUCUGACGAGUACAAAGAAGCGGUCAAGCUCCUCGAUGAUUACUUCCUUCCGAUGAAGUGCCUCCCGCUGGAGCAGCACAAAUUUCGGAACCUGGAGCAGGCCGAAGAUGAGCCGAUUGAGCGUUUCGUCCUCCGGCUGCGCGAGCAGGGGAUCCUGUGCGAGUACGGCGAUCACCUUGACGAGGAGAUCAAAGAACAACUGUUUGAGAAAGCUGGACGUUCGCUGGAGACCAUCGGCAAGCAUCGGCAGUCCAUUAAGAUAAGCCCUUGUCUGGAGGAGGUCAACAAAAUUGCUCGAACGACCAGCGCUUCGAAGAACAAGGCAAACAGGGAGUGCUAUCGGUGCGAAAGAUCGGGUCACUACGCAAACGACGAGAACUGUCCGGCCCUGAACCGGAAGUGUGAGCGGUGUGGAUUUGUGGGGCACUUCAAAAAGAGGUGUAACACGAAGAGGAAGAAUAAAGUGGGUGAAAAAUUGCAGAGGCGAGUGAGGGUGAAUCAAAAAGUGGAGGACUCAGAUGAUUCGAACGAUCUGGAAGAAGACAGCGAAGAUUCCGACUCAGAUCGAGUGCAGUAUUUGUUUGCUACCGAUCCGGACUGCGUAGAAAAGGUUGUGUGUGCUGUGGGUGGAGUGAAAACCACUUGGGUGGUAGAUUCCGGCGCGGGAGUUAAUGUUAUCAAUCGGCAGACCUGGGAACACCUGAAGCAGCAGAAAGUGCGCGUAAUCCACCAAACCACGGGUGUAAACAAGUCGCUAAAGGCUUACGGUGGCUUUCCAAUAAAUGUGGCUGGAAUGUUCUCGGCGGAAGUAGCCACCAUGGAGAGCGUAACUGAAGCGGACAUCGUGGUGGAGACCGGAAGCUGCUGUUUGCUGGGGCGCAAGACGGCUAAGGCCCUCGGCAUCCUGAACAUCAAUACGGCCGUGUGGGAGGUGAACGAUGAGAGAUGUGUGAAUUCUGUGCUCAAGAUUAAGAACGUUGCCUACACGCCUGAAACGACCAAGCGGCUCCUGUCGGCGAUCAAAGCGGGGGGAGUUCCGGCCAUGAAGCUCAAGGCUGAAUGA
This is a messenger RNA of Culex pipiens pallens (northern house mosquito), 1173 nucleotides long. RefSeq lists its product as uncharacterized. Lineage: Eukaryota; Metazoa; Arthropoda; Insecta; Diptera; Culicidae. The coding region runs from base 1 to 1173 and encodes 390 amino acids. The transcript is spliced from 4 exons. Gene Ontology annotation, molecular function: nucleic acid binding; zinc ion binding. The record is from RefSeq and is a predicted model, not a curated record.